This is a messenger RNA of Dendrobium catenatum, 1395 nucleotides long. RefSeq names its product D-aminoacyl-tRNA deacylase. The transcript has 5 exons. Gene Ontology annotation, molecular function: D-tyrosyl-tRNA(Tyr) deacylase activity. Lineage: Eukaryota; Viridiplantae; Streptophyta; Magnoliopsida; Asparagales; Orchidaceae. Gene Ontology annotation, cellular component: cytoplasm. The record is from RefSeq and is a predicted model, not a curated record. Bases 53 to 433 code for a protein of 126 amino acids. Gene Ontology annotation, biological process: tRNA metabolic process.
CGUAAAUGGAGAGUAAAUUAGCCGACCUAGGCCGCUCGGAGAACUUGAGAGUAUGAGGGCCAUCGUCCAGCGCGUCCUCUCAGCCAGCGUUGAGGUCGAAGGGCGUCUCGUGUCUGAGAUUGGUCCGGGCCUUCUCGUGUUCAUUGGCAUCCAUGAAUCCGAUGUCGAAGCUGACGCUGAUUACAUUUGCAGGAAGGUAUUGAAUAUGAGGCUUUUUCCUAAUGAGAAAAGUGGAAAAGCAUGGGAUCAGAGUGUUAUGCAGCGCAGCUUUGGAGUUUUAUUGGUGAGCCAGUUUACCCUGUAUGGUAUACUUAAGGGCAACAAGCCGGACUUCCAUGUAGCAAUGCCACCUGACAAAGCAAAAGAAUUUUAUGCAUCUCUUGUUAAAAAGUUUCAAAAAUCUUACACAGAAGAUAUAGUUAAAGGUAAUUAAACCGAAGCAAUUUUGAAUAAAGCAGGAACUUUACAUAUGUCAUGUACAUGUUUUGCUUGCAAAUUUUUUAUGAUCACCAUGAAACACCUUUAGGAAAUCAUAUUUCUUGGCAGUGUCUUUGGAACCUAAAAAAAAAUUCUGUUUGUGUGUUGAGUUUUACCUCUCAUUAGUAAUGUUUGGAAGAUAUUGUUUUUUUUGUUUCAAGUGAUUAACCCAUAUUGCUUUAGCAGCAAUUCUGCAUGGUAUCUCUUUCAUAUAUCACAUAUGAAUUCCAUUGAAGAUCAUAUACCAAUUUAAGGUAUUGAAACAGAAUUCUAUGUGACUAUCAUGAUCUCGUCAAAGCAUUAUAAGCUUCUCUUCUUGAUAAGUUUUGAAAAUCACGUCCUGAACAUGUAAUAGAAACUUUGUAACCCUACUAUAGCUUUAUAGCAGAAAUGCAUUGAUUUUAUUAAUUGUUUUGAAACAUAUCGACAUACAACACUGCUACUAUCUCUGCCACAUACCUAAGCAUUCUCUUGCUCAAAAUCUUGCUCUUUCUGCACUCAACUUUAAAGAAUAUGCAGCAUUGUCAUGAUCUAUAGUUUUAUGCUUUUAUCCUAUCAAUAUUUAUAUGCCAUUUAGAAAAGAAAAAAUGUAGAAAAAAAAUAAUUUUGAAUUUUAUUGAUUGAUUAUGUACAAAGUUUGGAUGUAUUUGUAGGCUUUUGUAAGAAGCUUAAAAUAGAAAUAAAUCUAAGUUAUUUACAAUCUGACAGCCAUAAUAGAAAGAGAAGGCACAUAGAUUUCAAUCAAAGAGCCAUAAGAGGUUCUAUCUAGCAGUAGAACUCUUAAUCAAUGUACUCAAGGAUCCCUAUCAAGAUUUAUUGACAUAUGGAUCCGACGAUUUUUAAUAAAGAAAGGUCAUUUCUAAUAUUUUCUAAGUCUUUUUAGGUCUACCUCCACCUUUCUUAACAUAGGCCAAAUCU